GGUCGAUUCUUUCUCUUUAUUGGCGACGCUGUGAACGCGUGCAAGCUUCUGUGCAUUCGAGGUGCGUGGAGGACGGUGAAACUGGCUCGGCGAUUGGUGGCUGGGGUGCGCCUGAGGGGGCAGGCGGUGCACGCUCCGCAGCCUCUUGCUGAGGAUAGCGGCGUUGGGUUAUUUGCAUGUGCUGAAGAGCCAUGGAACUGGAGGAAGGCGAGUUGGAAUCUCCUACCCGCUGCAAGUCUUCAUCCUUGGAGCAGACAGCUGAGGAAGAAGAGGAGGAUGACUUGGAUCUCUAUGGGGGUUAUGAUAGCUUUCAGCCAUACAGCAGCAGUGAGGAGAGUGGCAGCAGUUCCUGUCUAGAAGAUUCUAGUGAGAAUGAAGUAGCAGAUCAUGAGAUUGGGGAAGUACCUCCAUCCCCUUUGCAGAUCCAGAUCCCCAGCACCCACAUGCCAGAUGGUAACGGAUCUGAGCCAGCUGUCUGUGAGAUGUGUGGUAUUGUGGGCACAAAAGAUGCCUUCUUCUCCAAGACCAAACGUUUCUGCAGUGUCUCCUGCUCCAGGAGUUACUCCUCAAAUUCCAAGAAGGCUAGCAUCCUGGCAAGGCUGCAGGGUAAACCACCAACAAAAAAGGCUAAAGUCUUGCACAAGGCAGCCUGGUCUGCUAAAAUUGGGGCAUUUCUCCACAUUCAGGGGACAGGGCAACUGGCAGAUGGAACACUAACUGGUCAAGAUGCUCUCAUUGUAGGCUUUGACUGGGGAGCAUAUCUGCAGGACCAUGGAUGCAAGGCUGCACCUGUAAGCAGUUUCAAACAUGUUCCCCUUUAUGAUCAAUGGGAAGAUGUGAUAAAGGGGCUGAAGGUUGAAGUAUUGAACAGUGAUGCCGUGCUUCCCAGUCGUGUCUAUUGGAUUGCUUCUGUUGUUAAGAUUGCAGGUUACAAGGCACUGCUGCGUUAUGAAGGCUUUGAGAAUGAUUCCAGUCAUGACUUCUGGGUCAACUUAGGUACUAUGGAAGUGCAUCCAAUUGGUUGGUGUGCCAUUAACAGCAAAAUUCUGGUGCCACCCCAAACUAUCCACUCGAAGUUUACAAACUGGAGAGGGUACCUUAUGAAAAAAUUGGUGGGGGCCAGGACUAUCCCAGUUGAUUUCCAUUUAAAGAUGACUGAGAGCAUGAAAUAUCCUUUCCGCCAAGGCAUGAGGGUAGAAGUAGUGAACAAGGCCUGCAUAUCCCAGACACGAAUGGCCGUUGUAGAUACUGUAAUUGGCGGCCGGCUGAGGCUUCUGUAUGAGGAUGGAGACAGCGAUGAUGACUUCUGGUGCCACAUGUGGAGCCCUCUAAUCCAUCCUGUAGGCUGGUCCAGAAGGGUUGGCCAUAGCAUAAAGAAAACAGAAAAGAAUAAUGAUAUGGCAAACCAUCCUACUUUCCGGAAGAUCUAUUGUGAUGCCGUUCCAUAUCUCUUCAAGAAGGUACGUGCUGUCUAUCCAGCAGGUGGCUGGUUUGAGGAAGGCAUGAAAUUGGAAGCCAUUGACCCUUUGAAUCCUGGCAACAUUUGUGUGGCUACCGUCUGUAAGGUCCUUUUAGAUGGUUAUCUUAUGCUUGGCAUUGAUGGCACAGCUUCUGAGAGUGAUUCUGACUGGUUCUGCUAUCAUGGCUCCCUGCAUUCCAUUUUCCCUGCUGGUUUCUGUAAGAACAACAAUAUAGAGCUGACUCCCCCAAAAGGAUAUGAUGUCAAGAUCUUCAGUUGGGCAAGCUAUCUAGACAAGACUAAGUCAAAAUCUGCACCAGCACACCUUUUCAAUGUGGAUUGUCCAAACCAUGGUUUCAACGUGGGUGCUAAAAUAGAAGCAGUAGACCUGAUGGAGCCAAGACUUAUCUGUGUAGCAACAGUAAAAAGGGUAGUCCAUCGGCUCCUCCGAAUUCAUUUUGAUGGCUGGGACAGCGAAUAUGACCAGUGGGUGGACUGUGAAUCCCCAGAUAUCUAUCCUGUGGGUUGGUGUGAAUUGAUAGGCUACCAGCUGCAGCCACCAGUGGUUCCAGAACCUGAGUCACCUGCAUUAACCAAGGAGGUUUCAAAGAAGAAGCGAAAACCAUAUGGAAAGAAAAGAAAAAAGAUGACUGCUAAAGCCCGUUCCAUCAAGGAGGCAGCUAAGAAAGUGAUUGCUCCAAAAGCAAAGGAAGAAGCAAAAGUUUCCAAAAAACUGCCUGCUUCCAAAUCAAAGGAGGGAACACCAACUGUUUCAAAAAUGGAGGAGGCAACACAAGCUGAAUCCAAGACUUCAUCAAAACCACUGCCUGAAAGUAAGGAAAAAGCCUUCGUUGCUGUGCAAGUAAAAGAAGAAAUGCCUGAUGACCCAAGAGCGGGUCUUGAAGCCCCACAACCUUCAAUGCCAGUGAAGGAUGAGGACAUGGAUCAAGAAGCUCCAGCAAACUCUAUGACAAUUGGCUGCUUAAAGGAUGAAGGCAUGGAAUCAAAGUCCCCAGAAGGCCCUAUAGCAGAUGGCUGUUUUAAGGAUGGCAGAAUGGAAGUUGAAGCUGCAACAAGCCGUGAUACAAUUUGCUACUUAAAGGAUGGGGUUAAGGAACCACUACCCCAAGCAAGCUCUUUUGCAGUUGCCUGCUUAAAAGAUGGGGACAUGAAAGCAGAAGCUACAGCGAGCCCAGUACUCAUCAGCUGCUUAAAAGAUGAGGAUGUGGACUAGAGGUUCAAGCAGCAUAAAUAUCAAUGUUUCUCUACAGCAGUCCUUCAGGAAUCAAGGAAGGUGAAUUGCUGGCCUCUUUGAGGGGCUUGGACUAUAUUUUUUAAUGUGAUACAGUCAGCCUAUGAAACAAUUAUUAGAAAAUAUAUUCUAUCACAUCAUGCAAGACAGCAGGACUACAAAGCCUCUCUGAAUACUACUACAAGCAGUAAGGGUGAAUUUCUGUUACAGAACUCUGUAGAGAGGCAAUGAAGGCAUUUUGGAAUUUACUGUUUGAGCCUGCAUAUAAAUAAGUAUCAAAGAACAAAGUACCAUAAUUCCUAUUCCAUUGGGAUAGAAGUUGCAGGUUGCACUUCUGCUCUUAGUAUCUUCAUUUUAAUUUGAAUUAGGUUGUAUCUUCUUGCUUCUGGCCAUUUGGUCAACAGAAUACAAGAGGAUCCAAUAUGCAGGAAUUGAAUUGUGUCUGAGCCUCACAUGCAUAACCAGAAGAUUUUGUUCUCCUUUGUGAUGAUGCUCAGUGCACACUACUCAGAUGUUUCCUAUAAGAUCCUUCCUUCAGGUGGUAAGUUGAGAGGUGUGGCAGAUUGCUUAAAAGGCUCCCUAUAACAGUCAGCUGAGGUUUCCUUGGCUGACUACAGUGGCCAUCACUAUUUCAGCCAACAGUGGACCACCUCACAGAGCAAGGUAUUGGGCUGGUACCCCAGAGAGUUCUGCUUAUUGGUUUUCUGCUGAAGCAAAUGGCAGAGCAGGAAAGUGGGUAAGAAAGCUGAGGAUCUCAGCACUUUGCUAUGAAAGGGCUUUUUUUUUCCAGCAAUGCAUAUUUAAUACACAUUUGUAUUAUUGUGAAAGGGACUGCAAAGUCCACAAUGUCUAGCUCUGGGGGAAAGUUCCAUUGAUGGUGAGGUUAGGCAGGUUUAUGUGGUAGAAAACUCUCCCAAGAAAUAACAGCUGGAGAGAUCAUUUUAUUGUUUCAGAGCUAGCAAGACACAGUGAGCACUGGUCUCUUACAACCAGAUUAGCCAUGAGCAAGCGCCUCAAGUUUAUAUAGAUCUUAUACAGAAGAAAGUUCAAGCACACCCACAUCUGUAAGGACCCCAAACUACAAGAGGGUAUUACUUUAUACCUGAUAAGGAUGCUAAAAUGGGUAUCCUUCAAAAUGUUAAGAUACUACAGUAACAUUCUUUGAAGUGGGACAUCACAGCUUUGAUACACACGAAAUGCCAAGAAACUAAUUAUUCUAACAAGCUGACCCUGUGUUUAAUUGUGGAAGGAGGAAAAAUAAGAAAGCAAUCACUUUACAUCCUUAAGCCUGGAAUCUCAACAAAAGCCUAACCGCUAAAAGUAUUUGGACUUACAAAUCAUUUGUAUAGCUAAGAAUUUAAAAAUCCUACAAUUGGAUGAACUACAAAUGAAUGUAUAACAUCAAUUUGGAUACCAAAUUAGACACUAAAACAUGCAUAAUUAAUGUUUAUCUUGUCAGGUUUCAUUUCAUUUCCCCAGUUUGUUUGUACUACAGUAACAAACCAAAAAAAAGAGAAGGAAGAAAGUCAGGAAAGGAAAACCCCCAGAGGAAAAAGUAGAAAGCUGCUACAUUUACCAGACUCAUGGGCCAUCACUAGAAAGAGAUACUGAAAUCAGUUGCUGGAGUAGAAAUUAAUAGUACAUUUGUAUUGUUGCUCUCUUAUCAGUAAGAAUGCAAUAAAACAACUUUGGUGACAAAAAAGAUUUUUUUUUAAACCACAUAGUGAUACUGUGUAUAUAUUUUCUUUGAAUUAUGUUGAUAAAAUCUAUAAAUAAAAUAUUUGGAAGAAAUUA
Candoia aspera is the source of this 4505-nucleotide messenger RNA. RefSeq names its product L3MBTL histone methyl-lysine binding protein 2 (gene L3MBTL2). The coding region runs from base 192 to 2693 and encodes 833 amino acids. Gene Ontology annotation, biological process: negative regulation of DNA-templated transcription. Gene Ontology annotation, cellular component: nucleus. The record is from RefSeq and is a predicted model, not a curated record. Lineage: Eukaryota; Metazoa; Chordata; Lepidosauria; Squamata; Candoiidae. Gene Ontology annotation, molecular function: chromatin binding; zinc ion binding. The transcript has 17 exons.